Messenger RNA from Penaeus chinensis, 680 nucleotides. RefSeq names its product acanthoscurrin-2-like. The coding region runs from base 66 to 584 and encodes 172 amino acids. The record is from RefSeq and is a predicted model, not a curated record. The transcript is spliced from 3 exons. Lineage: Eukaryota; Metazoa; Arthropoda; Malacostraca; Decapoda; Penaeidae.
GACAACGUAUAUAAGGCGGCACCGUGAAUGAAUGUUCAGAGUGUAGCUUCCAGCUGAAGUUCAACAUGGCUCGCAACGUGGCAGUGACCUCCCUCCUCGUGGCUCUGUGCCUCAUAGCAGCAGUUGCUGGACACCACACGUACGGCAUUGGGGGACACAGACCUGUUGUCCACGGCAGUGGGGUGCUCGGUGGUGUUCACGGAGGUGUCCACGGAGGUGUCCAUGGAGGUGUUCACAGCGGUGUCCUCGGGGGUGUCCACGGAGGCAGUGUUCAUGGCGCAGGUCUCGUAGGCUCUGGCAUCCAUGGCGCAGGUCUCGUAGGCUCUGGCAUCCAUGGCGCAGGUCUCGUAGGCUCUGGCAUCCAUGGCGCAGGUCUCGUAGGCUCUGGCAUCCAUGGCGCAGGUCUCGUAGGCUCUGGCAUCCACGGCGCUGGAUCCUUCAACACCGCUCAUUACCCUGGUCUUGUGCCUGGUUACAGCUUCUACGACCAGAGACCCGUGCUCGGAUACAACACGUGCAAGUACUGGUGCAAGAGUAAUUAUACCAACAAGUACUACUGCUGCCAGCGACCUUACCAAGGAUAGACUCAGAAUUUUCUAUGAAAUGUAUUUAUUUGUUGAUCGUCUGCCAAAGCAUCAGAAAUUAUUUACUCAAAAAUAAAAAUUAUUUUCACGAUUCUC